Messenger RNA from Rhea pennata, 1490 nucleotides. It is a transcript of the gene F7, whose product is annotated as coagulation factor VII. The record is from RefSeq and is a predicted model, not a curated record. Gene Ontology annotation, cellular component: extracellular region. The transcript is spliced from 8 exons. The coding region runs from base 75 to 1352 and encodes 425 amino acids. Gene Ontology annotation, molecular function: serine-type endopeptidase activity; calcium ion binding. NCBI's taxonomy places the organism in Eukaryota, Metazoa, Chordata, Aves, Rheiformes, Rheidae. Gene Ontology annotation, biological process: blood coagulation; proteolysis.
UGAAGCUCAGCUCUUUGGCCAAACAGUCCUUGCUGAAAUGUCAAUACAAUACUGGGACACUUGCAGGGGUCAUCAUGGUUUCCAGGCAGUGCGCGACGUUGUUUCUCUGCUUUUCGCUCCUGAUUCCUCUUUCUCUGGAUGCAGUCUUUUUAAAGCAGGAAGAGGCAACCAGUGUUUUGCAAAGGCAAAGAAGAGCCAAUUCCCUCUUUGAAGAGAUAAAACUGGGGUCUAUAGAGCGAGAAUGCAUGGAAGAAAAGUGUUCAUUUGAGGAAGCAAGAGAAAUUUACCGCGACAAUGAAAGGACAACAGAAUUCUGGCACAUCUAUUCUGACCCUAACCAGUGCGACUCCAAUCCCUGUCAGAACGGCGGGAGUUGUGAUGAUCAAUUUCAGGAUUACGUUUGCCGUUGUCCCAUGGAAUAUGAGGGCAAGAACUGUGAAAAAGCUGAGCCUGAUCAACUGAAGUGCAUUUACAGCAACGGUGGUUGUGAACAGUACUGUACUGACGAGCUGUCUGAAAAACGAGUGUGCUUCUGUGCAGAGGAUUAUGUUUUAGCGAGUGAUGGCGUGUCCUGCAUUCCCCAAGUGAAAUAUCCAUGUGGAAAAAUACCAGUGUUGGCAAAAAAAAAUGCAACUAUGGAAGGGAGAAUAGUAGGUGGUUUCAUCUGUCCUCCAGGUGAAUGUCCAUGGCAAGCCCUUAUAAUACAGAAUCAGAAAGAAAAGUGUGGCGGUACCUUGCUUUCACCUGAAUGGGUGGUCACUGCAGCUCAUUGUCUGGAAUAUACUCAUGUUAAACAACUUCGUGUGAGACUGGGUGAACACGCAAUAAAUUAUGAUGAUAAAACUGAACAAGAAAGCGGAGUUACCAGGAAAAUCAUUCAUGAAGGAUACCAGAACGGACAAGUCAAUAAUGAUAUUGCCCUGCUGAGACUAGAAACACCUGUGAACCUCACCGAUUAUGUGGUACCAAUAUGUUUGCCUGAAAAACAGUUUGCAGUGUAUGAGCUCUCCUCCAUUAAGUUCUCCACUGUGAGCGGAUGGGGACGUCUAAUAGAUGGAGGUGCUACUUCUACUUUUCUAAUGAGAGUUGAUUUGCCACGUGUCAAGACACAAGAAUGUGAAAAGGAGACUGAUUUAAAUAUUACAGAGAAUAUGUUCUGUGCAGGAGACCUGAGUGGCACUACAGACUCUUGCAAGGGAGACAGUGGAGGACCUCAUGCCACAAAGUACAAGAACACUUGGUUUCUGACUGGUAUUGUCAGCUGGGGGAAGGGUUGUGCUGUUAAAGGCAGCUAUGGGGUUUAUACAAGGGUAUCCAAAUACAUUGACUGGUUAAAGAAGCACAUGGAUUAAUUAUAUUGAUUCAGAGCAUUUCUAGAUUGGGUUAUUGCCCUUUAAUCCCAUCUGUAACAUUUUCCUAUGAAAGCAUUCCCACAAUAUCGUAAACAUCCGAUAUCCACAUCACUAAUAAUGAUUUGAAACUAGCCUAAU